CUCAAACAGAGAGAAACCCAAAGAUUCAGCAAGUAGUUGUUGUUAUCAUCGGUGGGGAUAUAAAAUGUUGGGAAUUUUCAGCGGAGCUAUAGUAUCGUUGCCGGAAGAGCUGGUGGCCGCUGGCAGCAGAACUCCGUCGCCUAAGACAACCGGGGCGGCUCUAGUGAACAAGUUCGUCGAGAAAAACCCCUCUGCUGUAUCCGUACAAGUCGGCGACUAUGUGCAGCUUGCGUAUACUCACCACAAUGAGAGUCCUCUCCGGCCGAGGUCAUUUGGGGCUAAGGAUGAGAUAUUCUGCUUGUUCCAAGGCUCGCUUGAGAACCUAGGAAGCUUGAAGCAGCAAUAUGGGCUUGCAAUGAAUGCAAACGAGGUUCUCUUGGUCAUCGAGGCUUACAAGACUCUCCGUGACAGAGCUCCUUACCCGGCUAACCACGUUGUGUCACACCUAAGUGGAGAUUUCUCCUUUGUGGUCUUUGAUAAAUCAACCUCCACCCUGUUUGUAGCCUCUGACCAAGUUGGUAAGGUUCCAUUGUAUUGGGGGAUAACAGCUGAUGGAUAUGUGGCAUUUGCUGAUGAUCUUGAGUUGCUAAAAGGUGCUUGUGGCAAAUCACUUGCUUCUUUUCCUCAAGGCUGUUUCUACUUGACUGCGUUAGGUGGGCUUAGGAGCUUUGAGAACCCUAAGAAUAAGAUCACUGCCAUUCCUGCUAAAGAGGAAGAAAUUUGGGGAGCUACCUUCAAGGUGGAAGGAGAAACGGUGCUUGCAGAUUGAGAAUGAGAAAAUCAAGAUUCAUCUCUCUUAAUAUUGAAACUCUAACAGCAAAAAAAUAAUGAUGUAGAGAAAACAAGAAGCUGUUUUAUGAGUUCUUUGAAGCUAUCGAUGGUUGGUGAUGAUGUGUGUAGUGUUGUGACUCUCUUUUGUCUUCUGCUUCUUUGUACAGCCCGUGUCUGUCUCUUCUGGUGUUUUUAGUGUUUCGUCCCAAUAAAUUUACCUUCUCUUGAUGCUUGGAUCUCUUGUUCAGUACUUUUUUCUCAAGUAAAUCUCGCAAUUCUCAGUCUGUCUACACUCUCAAACAUGGAUAUGUAUGAAGUUAUACUGAGAUUGGCAGAGAAUGGAUCUAUAGUAUUGAGUUAUAGGUCUUUAUUUGAUAAUCACAACAGUCAUUGAGAAGACUAGCACAGUAGCACUGAGACAAAAGAGAACAGAAACAGGAACAGCUUUUGAAGUUUCUCACAGACAAUAAGAUGUGUAGUAAAAGGCAAGACCAACUCUAGUGUUCUACUUCUUCUGCAGACUAAGAUGCAGGGCAGAUAUCCUCCAAAAUGUAGAAAGAACCAAUUAACACCUAAACGAAAAGUUUUGGGAAUUCUCUGAUAGCAGAAGCUUCAGUAAUAAACAAAUCCAUACCUCUCCCCUAAACAUUCAAUAAUGUCGCUUGUGAGAGUUGGUCUCUUAUGUUUUGUAAAAGCCAGAGAUGCAG
Eruca vesicaria subsp. sativa (arugula) is the source of this 1478-nucleotide messenger RNA. The record is from the annotation of a GenBank genome assembly. NCBI's taxonomy places the organism in Eukaryota, Viridiplantae, Streptophyta, Magnoliopsida, Brassicales, Brassicaceae.